AUGUCUGCACUAUCUGUGCUGGGCUUACGCAGGAAUAAUUUCCGUGGGAGUCUUCCAUAUUUAUUUAUGCAGAGCACUUCACAAUUGAAGACUAUCAUCUUGAAUGGUAAUCAAUUUGAAGGACCCGUUCCAGUCUCAUUGCUCAACUGUACUGGUUUAGAAGUACUUGAUAUGGGGAAUAACGCUAUAAAUGACGUGUUUCCAGCUUGGCUAGGAGCUCUUCCAGAGUUGCAGGGCCUUAUAUUAAGUGGCAACCUUGAAUUAUGUGGCCCUCCUUUGUCAAAGCAAUGUGGAACGAGUGAUCCAUCACAUGUUCCUCAGCCGUUGGAGUCGGAUGAAGAAGAUGAUUCAUAUUUUGCGAGUGGAUUUACAUGGGAAUUAGUGAUCAUAGGCUACAGUUGUGGACUUGUUGUUGGAAUUGUCAUGUGGAGCCUCAUGUUUAAAGCUCGUAAGCCAAAAUGGGUUGUGGAAUUUCUUGAAGGUGCUUUUCCCAAGAAAAUGAGAAGGGCACAUAAGAGAAGGCUGAGACGGCAGACUUAA
Molecule: messenger RNA, 540 nt
Organism: Lycium barbarum (goji berry)
Lineage: Eukaryota; Viridiplantae; Streptophyta; Magnoliopsida; Solanales; Solanaceae
Product: receptor-like protein 9DC3
Exons: 2
Coding region: 1-540 (179 amino acids)
Molecular function (GO): protein binding
Source: RefSeq, a predicted model, not a curated record